Molecule: messenger RNA, 997 nt
Organism: Sapajus apella (tufted capuchin)
Lineage: Eukaryota; Metazoa; Chordata; Mammalia; Primates; Cebidae
Product: target of rapamycin complex 2 subunit MAPKAP1-like
Exons: 2
Coding region: 1-582 (193 amino acids)
Biological process (GO): TORC2 signaling
Cellular component (GO): TORC2 complex; cytoplasm; plasma membrane
Molecular function (GO): phosphatidylinositol-4,5-bisphosphate binding
Source: RefSeq, a predicted model, not a curated record
AUGAAGGAAAUCUUACUAAAGGCAGUGAACACUUUGGAGAGCCAAAGCACAUGGGAGUUCUGCCUGGUCCACGAGAACAGUUCAAGGGCAGAUGGGGUUUUUGAGGAGGAUUUGCAUAUUGACAUAGCCACAGAACAGGAUAUGUUUAGCAGCCACCAUUACAAGUCAUUCAAAGUCAGAAUAGUCCACAGAUUGCGAUUCACAACCAACAUACAGCUAGGUAUCUCUGGAGACAAAGUAGAGAUAGACCCUGUUACGAAUCAGAAAGCCAGCACUAAGUUUUGUAUUAAGCAGAAACCCAACUCAAUUGGUUCUGACCUGCUCUGUUCCUGUGACCUUGCUGAAGAAAAAAGCCCCAGUCACGCAAUAUUUAAACUCACGUAUCUAAGCAAUCACGACUAUAAACACCUCUACUUUGAAUCGGAUGCUGCUACCAUCAAUGAAAUUGUGCUCAAGGUUAACUACAUCCUGGAAUCGCAAGCAGGCACUGCCCGGGCUGACUACUUUGCUCAAAAACAAAGAAAACUGAACAGAUGUACAAGCUUCAGCUUCCAGAAGGAGAAGAAAUCUGGGCAGCAGUGACACUGGCCUCCAGCCUCAAUCUGUUCCAUAGCUCAGAGCCUGCCUGCCAGGGCCUAGUGCCCUAGAGCCCACCUGGUGUCCUGAAGUCCUCGGGGGGAGGCCAGCCCCUGGCUUACUGGCAGCAGGCAGGUGGGCCUUUGGGGAAGGUUUGGGGCCCCCUAGGAGGAAGCACUGGGGACAUUGCCAUGGACUGAAUCCUGCUUGGCAGUGACUUUGAUUAGUGAUGCCUGGGGGCCAGACCACCCCCUGGAGGAGCCACAUGCCACACAGCCAUCUUCACUGCCUGCCACCCUACCCGAGGAGGUAUAGAGUCAUGCCCCAGCAUUUCCUUGCAACUUGAUCAAAUUUCUUAAAGCAAACAAAGAACAAAAAUGUACAUUUCUGUUUUUCAUUUUAAUAAACAGUGUACUCUUUA